AUGUCCAAGUCAGUUGAGCCGACCGACGCAUCUAUUGCGGGUCGCGCACCCAGUCGCCAGAAAGCCAAAGAAGACAUCACCCUCAAGGAACCAGAAGCUGCUGCACUCACCGACACGAGGGCCGGCUACGACAGAAAACCAGUCAAUGAUGUGAAUACGGCAAAAAAGGACAGCGCCAAGUCAGCAGCUAGCCGAGUGGGACUGGACGAUCUGGCUGACGAAGUGGAAGACGCAACAGGAGACAGUGCAUUAGAAGACACUACCGAGGACGACGUCAGUUCCACCUUGCGUGAAGUGUACUCAACCGACGGCGACGCCUCCAAAAUGCCACAGCGGGGUUCUAGCAACGAGAGAACAAAGAAAGCCAAGUCACUUGGCAACAAUGAGCUAGACAACCAGUCCGAAAGCUCUGCGAGCAACACUCAAAACAUAAACGAAGUGCUGAUGAUGAGACCUCGACCCUUGCCACCUAGUGACUUCAAAUUGAAAGGCAUCAUGAAAUUAUGAAGAAAUGACACAACGCCCAUGGACAUUCAAUAUUUGCCUUGUCCUUUACUCGAAACGCCAAGUCACGUCUAUUCAAAGCAAAAAACAGCCACGCUUCCUGUCUGGGUAUUUCGUACUAUUUCGUCUGUGACACUUAGAGCCGUAUCGUAUUGGUUACCAAAGCUCAUUGCAUAUCAUUACUUGCCCAUAUGGCGUACAUCUGAGGUUUCAGAGAUAAAGAAGCGAAACUGCGUGUUCAAAAGACAUGAGCUUGAAUAAAAAGAAAAUCUUUGCUACGGAUAAACAUUAAAAAAGUGCAUUCAAUGAUCAAAGAAAAAAAAGA
Messenger RNA from Rhipicephalus microplus (southern cattle tick), 829 nucleotides. RefSeq lists its product as uncharacterized. The record is from RefSeq and is a predicted model, not a curated record. NCBI's taxonomy places the organism in Eukaryota, Metazoa, Arthropoda, Arachnida, Ixodida, Ixodidae.